CAAAUUAAGAUGUGGAAAGCGGUAGUCGGCUGAACUAUAAAAGCGACCUGCCAUCUUGUCCUCUUCAUUCAUUUAACCAUUUUCGCACUCAACACUCUAAUAAUAACUAAUAAGCCACUCAUACAAAACUUGUCGUCCUAGUUAAUACUGCAACAAGAAUGAUUGUCGCCUACAUUUCCCUCGCCUGCCUGGUGGCCGUCAAAGGUCAAGUACCGCUUGCUUUUGGACAGGAUCAAACUCCUGACGUGCUGCAACUUUACCAGCUGUUGGAUGACCGUUCGGACCAAAUCAUGAUGGCCGCCCAGGAACUGGGUGCCGCUAUUGAUGCGCUGAAAAAUGGGCAUGCCAGGGAUUUUCUGAAGAAUGCAUUCGGCUCGGGCAUGGUCCCGGUAUCCGGCUCUAGUGACGCUAGUGCGCCCAUGCCUCUUCCUCAGUCUGGACUGGAGACAGUGUCCUCGGUUGUUCCAACGGCAGAGACGCCUUCCAUUGCAAAACCCGCUGAACUGACAGUGAGCCGUCCAAAGCGCUCAUAUGGCCGCUAUGGUGGUUAUGGACGCAGUUAUGGAGGUUACGGUGGUCGCCGAUAUGGCGGAUAUAGCAGCGGUUAUGGUGGCUACGGAGGAUACAAUCGUGGAUACUACGGCGGUUAUGGUGGUUAUGGCUACGGAGGCAACCGCGGAUAUGGAUAUGGAGGAUACGGUCGCUACUAUGGUUAACUUCGAAAUUCUGCUCUCGUCAAGCUAGACAAGCUUAUAUAUCAGCAGCGCCGUUCGACAUUGUGACUUCGGAAGCUGAGCCAAAGUUAAAAUGGGAAUGAAACUCGUAGCUUUAUUAUCUGGCGUCUUUUUAUUUUUUUAAACGGAUUAAAAAUCAUCGACUGUAUACCUUUUUCAAAGGUCACUUUGCUGUUGUGUCUACCCUAGCGAUCUCUUGGCUGCAGUCUAAUGAAAUGACAUUGAACUGCUAAAGUACAAAUUAGAAACCGCGUUA
Messenger RNA from Paramacrobiotus metropolitanus, 990 nucleotides. Its product is annotated as shematrin-like protein 2. The transcript is spliced from 3 exons. Bases 159 to 716 code for a protein of 185 amino acids. NCBI's taxonomy places the organism in Eukaryota, Metazoa, Tardigrada, Eutardigrada, Parachela, Macrobiotidae. The record is from RefSeq and is a predicted model, not a curated record.